GUGUCCUUCCGCGGGUAGAGGAAAUGCUGCUGAACCAAUCACAUCUGUGUUUACACCAUCACCUGUCAAACACACACCCGCGCCUGGAUUUUCUCUCUAUACGGAGCUGAAAAACAAAAUCAGACUGAAGUGUUUACGGUAAACGGUACCUGGACGGACUCUCUGGCAAUUGACCUUUUGCAGUGGAACAGCGGAACAAGUCUUAAACCAUGAGCUCAGUGGCAGUGUUGACACCGGAGAGCUUUGCGGAGCACCGCAGUGGACUCAAGGACCAGGAGAUUACAGGUUGCGUCCCGGAGGAUGAAGCCUAUAUCCCGACCUACCUGGAGGCCUUCCCUCCUCUCCCAGAGAAGGGCACCCCAGGGGAGCAGACUGUGGAGCAGCCGUCAGCUUGGGGCAUCAAGAUCAGGCCCAUCAAAGCCUCUGUCAUCACUCAGGUCUUCCAUGUCCCUCUGGAGGAGCGUCGAUACAAGGACAACAGCCAGUUUGGGGAGGGGGAGGAGGCUAAGGUCUGUUUAGACAUCAUGCAACGAACCGGCGCUCACAUCGAACUCUCGCUGGCUAAAGACCAAGGCCUGUCCAUCAUGGUUACUGGAAAACUGGAUUCUGUCAUGAAAGCUCGGAAAGAAAUCGUAGCACGUCUGCAGACCCAAGCCUCGGCGACUGUUGCCAUCCCGAAGGAGCAUCAUCGUUUCGUGAUCGGUAAAAAUGGCGAGAAACUGCAGGAGUUGGAGCUGAAGACGGCGACGAAGAUCGCAAUACCUCGACCUGAUGAUCCCAGUGUGAACAUCCGCAUCACCGGCACCAAGGAGGGAAUCGAGAAGGCUCGUCACGAAAUCCUCCUCAUAUCGGCUGAACAGGACAAACGAGCCGUGGAGCGUUUAUCUCUGGAAAAGGCCUUUCACCCCUUCAUCGCCGGAGCCCACAACCGCCUGGUGCAGGAGCUGAGCCAGGAGACGGGCGCGCGCAUCAGCGUCCCCCCGCCCAGCCUCCCCAAAGACGAGAUCGUCAUCACCGGGGAGAAGGAAGCGGUGGCACUGGCGCUGAACCGCAUCCGCGCCAUCUACGAAGACAAGAAGAGGAAGACCACAACGAUCUCAGUGGAAGUGAAGAAGUCCCAGCACAAGUACAUCAUCGGCCCUAAAGGCAACACCCUGCAGGAGAUCCUGGAGGCGACGGGGGUGUCGGUGGAGAUGCCCCCCCUCGACUCCGCCUCCGAGACCAUCAUUUUGAGAGGGGAGCCCGAUAAGUUAGGCCCUGCUUUGACUCAAGUUUACGCAAAGGCGAAGAGUGUUAUGGUGGUGGAGGUGACCGCUCCAGCCUGGCUCCAUCGUUUUAUCAUCGGCAAGAAAGGUCAGAACAUUGGACGGAUCACGCAGCAGCUCCCACGGGUUCAUAUCGAGUUUACAGACGGAGAGGAGCGGAUCAGUCUGGAGGGACCCACAGAGGAGGUGGAGCAGGCGCAGGCUCAGAUACAAGAGAUCAUCAAGGACCUGUUGGUGAGGAUGGACUACACUGAAGUUUUCAUCGAUCAGCGUUUUCACCGGCAUCUUAUUGGGAAAAAUGGAGUGAACAUUAAUCGGAUCAAAGAGCAGUACAAAGUAUCGGUCAGAAUCCCCCAGGACUCGGAGCGAAGUGGUCUGGUCCGGAUUGAAGGAGACCCCAAAGGAGUCCAGCUCGCUCGAAGAGAACUCAUCGAGAUGGUCCAGAGGAUGGAAAAUGAAAGAACCAAAGACCUGAUCGUAGAACAGAAAUACCAUCGGACAAUUAUCGGCCAGAAGGGGGAGAAGAUCAAGGAGGUUCGAGACAAGUUCCCCGAGGUCAUUAUUAACUUUCCCGACCCGUCCCAGAAGAGUGACAUUGUGCAGUUGAGAGGCCCAAAGAACGAAGUGGAGAAAUGUGCCAAGUUCCUCCAGAAAAUCAUCGCAGACUUGAUCGAAAACAGCUUCUCGCUCUCUGUUCCCAUCUUCAAGCAGUUUCAUAAAAAUAUCAUUGGUAAAGGCGGCGCUAACAUUAAAAAGAUUCGUGAAGAGACCAACACUAAGAUCGACCUUCCAACAGAAAACAGUAACUCAGAGAUGAUCGUUAUCACAGGGAAGAAAAGCAACUGUGAGGCUGCCCGAGGCCGGAUCCUGGCCAUCCAGAGAGAGCUGGCCAACAUAAAAGAGACAGAGGUCACUAUUCCAGCCAAACUGCACAACUCUCUGAUCGGCUCUAAAGGCUGCCUCGUCCGCUCCAUCAUGGAGGACUGCGGCGGCGUUCACAUCCAUUUCCCGUCUGAAGGCUCCGGCUCAGAUAAGGUCACCAUCCGAGGACCAGCGGGAGAAGUGGAAAAGGCUAAGAAACAGCUGCUGCAGCUGGCGGAGGAGAAGCAAGUGAACAACUUCACCGCGGAGCUCCAGGCAAAGCCAGAAUACCACAAGUUCCUGAUCGGCCGAGGAGGUGUAAAUAUUCGCAAAGUACGAGACAAAACGGGCGCACGCAUCAUCUUCCCAUCAGCGGACGACGUGGAGCAGGAGCUGAUCACCAUCGUGGGCAAAGAGGAAGCUGUUCGUCAGGCGCAGAAGGAGCUGGAGUGUUUGCUCAAAAACCUGGACGAUGUUGUUGAGGACACUAUGAACGUGGACAUCCGACACCACAGAUACUUUGUGUGUCGGAGGGGGCAGGUGCUGAGGGAGCUGGCCGAGGAGUACGGGGGCGUGGCUGUGAGCUUUCCUCGCACUGGAUCCAACAGUCAGAAGGUUACUCUUAAAGGGGCCAAAGACUGUGUGGAAGCUGCAAAGAAACGCAUACAGGAGAUUAUCGAAGACCUGGAGUCCCAGGUGAGCGUGGAGGUUGCGAUCCCUCAGCGUUUUCACAGAGCUGUCAUGGGCCCUAAAGGCUGCCGCAUUCAGCACAUCACCAGGGAGCACGAGGUCCAAAUAAAGUUCCCCGAGAGAGAAGAGAGCACUGCAGGCCAAGAUGCUUUACUUCAAGAGAACGGCGACAUGAGUCCUGAGGCCGAGUUCAUCCCUCGAAAGUGUGACAUCAUCACGAUCUCGGGGCGGGCGGAGAAGUGUGAAGUGGCUAAAGCUGCUCUGUUGGCUUUGGUGCCCAUCACAGAGGACGUAAAAGUCUCAUACGAGUUACACCGUUACAUCAUCGGACAAAAGGGAAGCGGGAUCAGGAAAAUGAUGGAGGAAUAUGAGGUGAACAUCUGGGUGCCACAGCCCGAGAGGCAGCUGGACGUGAUCAAGGUGACAGGUCUGGCCGCUAAUGUGGAGCGAGCGAAACUGGGUCUGCUGGAGAGAGUCAAAGAGCUUCAGGCUGAGCAAGAGGAUCGAGCUCUGCGCAGUUUUAAGGUCACACUCUCCGUUGAUCCCAAGUUUCAUCCCAAAAUCAUCGGCCGUAAAGGAGCCGUUAUUUCUCAGAUCAGAAAAGAUCACGACGUCAGCAUCCAGUUUCCAGACAAAGGCGACGAGCAGCAGGACGUCAUCGUGAUCUCGGGCUACGAGCGAAACGUGGAGGAGGCUCGUCAGGCCAUACAGCAGCUGGUGUCUGAGCUGCAGGAGAUGGUGAGUCAGGACGUGCACCUCGACCCGCGCACUCACGCCCGCAUCAUCGGCGCCCGCGGGAAAGCCAUCCGCAAGCUCAUGGAGGAGUUUAAGGUGGACAUUCGGUUUCCUCAGCCUGGAUCUGAUGAACCGGAUAAAGUGACAGUGACGGGGCUUCCAGAGACGGUCGACAGCGCCAUCGAUCACCUGCUCAACCUGGAGGAGGAAUAUAUGCUGAGCGUGACUGAAACUGAGACUUUGGCAGCUUAUAUGAAACCCCCAUCCCGAUACGGAGGAGGGCCGGGGGGGGCGGGGGGAGGGGACGACGGUGGUCCCGCUAAAGGGUUUGUGGUCCGGGACGCCCCAUGGAACGCCGCAGGGAAUAAGGCUCCAGACAUGAGCAGUGCAGAGGAUUUUCCCACAUUCGGGACCGGAAUUGCCCCAAAACAAACCUCAGCCUGGGGCCCGAAAAAGUUCUGAGUUCAUCUUUAAAGG
Periophthalmus magnuspinnatus is the source of this 4028-nucleotide messenger RNA. It is a transcript of the gene hdlbpb, whose product is annotated as high density lipoprotein binding protein b. Lineage: Eukaryota; Metazoa; Chordata; Actinopteri; Gobiiformes; Gobiidae. The transcript has 28 exons. Gene Ontology annotation, cellular component: nucleus; cytoplasm. The record is from RefSeq and is a predicted model, not a curated record. Gene Ontology annotation, molecular function: mRNA binding. Bases 210 to 4013 code for a protein of 1267 amino acids.